UACCAUCCACCACACAUUUCUCUUCUUUCUCUCCAUUCCUUUACUCAGUACAAUCAACUUUUAAUCCACCCCUUCCUCACCUCCCAAAAUGCAAUUCUCCCGCCUCACCCUCCUGGCCCUCGCCACGGCAGCAACAAGCGUCACCGCCCAAUCCACAGACUCAGCGACGGCCACCGCCUCCGUCGUCAACUCCUUUACCAACACCGGCUCCCACACCGGCACGCACACCGGCACGAAAUCGCACCACCACAAGGCGUCCGGCACCGGCAUCAAGACCGAUCAUCACUCCAAGAACGGCACCGCGACCCUGGGCCCGAGCGGGAAGAGUCGCGCGUCUGUCGCGACGAGCGUGGGCGUGUCGUCUGCCUCGCCGACCACUGCGGCUGGUGCCACGUCGGCUUCCGCUGCUACCUCUGCGUCUGCGUCUGCUGCGUCGUCGAGCAGCCAUAGCGGCGCUGCCGCGGGAUCUGUGCCGUAUGUGGGCACGCUGUUGUUGAUGUUGCUGGGGUUUUAAGAAGAAGCAUUGCGCGUACUUUGCUGGAAGGGAAAUAUGGAUUACUUGGAGCGUGGUGU
This is a messenger RNA of Neohortaea acidophila, 573 nucleotides long. RefSeq lists its product as uncharacterized. NCBI's taxonomy places the organism in Eukaryota, Fungi, Ascomycota, Dothideomycetes, Mycosphaerellales, Teratosphaeriaceae. The record is from RefSeq and is a predicted model, not a curated record. The coding region runs from base 89 to 514 and encodes 141 amino acids. The transcript has a single exon.